GCCCCCCCCCGGCACUCCUCCCCCGGCCCAAGGAGGCCAGCCCGCCGGGCGGUGCCGUGCCAGAGCUGCCCGCGCCGCCUCGGGGCCGGGCGGGACCGCAGCGCCGCGCCGGGGCCCCGGGCCAGCCGCCCCAUCCCCAUGCACCCGCCCGGCGCCCUGCUCGCCAUGGCCGAGGGCGCCUUCUCGCUGUCCGCUCAAGCGGCGCGGAGCCCCGGGGGGAACCCGUCGAGGCUCCACAGCAUCGAGGCCAUCCUGGGGUUCACCAAGGAGGACGGGCUGCUGGGCCCCUUCCCGCCCGACGGCAGCGCCGGCAGCGCCAAGGAGGCGGACAGGCGGGGGCCCCGGCACUGCCUCCCCAAGAUGCCCGGAGAGCCGCCGCCGGCCGAGCCCCAGGGCCGCGCCGAGCGCUUCCAAGAGCCGUACUGCCCCGGCAGCGCCAGCCCCGAGCUGCCCGCCGGCAGCAGCGGCGCGGGGAAGCCGUCGGACGAGGAGCAGCCCAAGAAGAAGCACCGGAGGAACCGCACCACCUUCACCACGUACCAGCUCCACGAGCUGGAGCGCGCCUUCGAGAAGUCCCACUACCCGGACGUGUACAGCCGCGAGGAGCUCGCCAUGAAGGUCAACCUCCCCGAGGUGUGGUUUCAGAACAGACGGGCCAAAUGGCGGCGGCAGGAAAAGCUGGAGGUGACCUCCAUGAAGCUGCAGGACUCGCCCAUCCUCUCCUUCAACCGCUCACCACAGGCAACAUCCAUGGGUCCUCUCAGCAGCAACCUGCCCCUGGAGACGUGGCUCAGCCCGCCUGUGCCCAGCGGCACAGCCCUACAGACCCUGCCCGGCUUCGUGGCCUCGCCGCAGAGCCUGCCCGGCAGCUACACGCCACCACCCUUCCUGAACUCUCCAGCAGUGACCCAUGCGCUGCAGCCCCUGGGGGCCAUGGGGCCACCGCCGCCUUACCAGUGCGGGGCCACUUUUGUGGACAAGUUCCCCUUGGACGAGGCAGACCCGCGCAACACCAGCAUUGCCGCCUUGCGGCUGAAGGCCAAGGAGCACAUCCAGUCCAUCGGCAAACCCUGGCAGACAAUCUGACCUCCCCCUUCAGCUCCUGGGAGAAACCCACGGGGAGGGCUGAUCCCAGGACGCCCAAGGGACGCUCUGGCUCCCCCGGACAGCCAGGCAAGGGAGGGCUGUCCCUUGCACCAGCCUUGGCUUGCUUUGUAUUUUGUGGUCCUUUUAAUGCCCUUUUCUACAUGCCUUGCAGAGUUAGGGGCCUGAUCAUAGCUUAGGAAAAAAAAAAAAAAAUUCUCUUUUGAUCUCCCUCCUUGGCUGGACGCUUUAGAUGCAAUAAAAGCUGCAGUAGGGCGAAGAGCUGUGUGAGGUGGCUGAGAACUGAGGCCUGUGUUACCUGGGGAGGGUUUUCUGCUUUUGUACCAUUAAAUGGCACAACCUGCAUUGAGGGCUGUGCAUCGUGUUUCUGCACCUGAAGCGGCUGCUCAGGCCAGACCCUCCAGUGCCUGUGACACGCAGAGUGGUGGGACAGGCCUGGCCGUGGGCCCUCCUCCCGCCCCCUCCAGCAGCAGGACCCUGCCCAAACUGGCUGCGAGCACUGGGGGCUGGGGGCUGCAGCUCCCCGCUCGGUGAGGAGGGGCCAGGGUCCUGGUGGUCUGUGGGCCGGGCACAGCACUCCCACAGCUGCCCUCGUGGGGCAGCCCCGGGUUCCUAUGGGCUUUGCCCACCCCUGCCCCAGCAGCCUGGGGUCAGUGCCAGCCCCUCAGCUCUUGCUGCCUCCUCAGAGAAGGGGGCCAGGAGGUGCUGCAGGGCCCCGUGCCCCCCGAGGAGCCCAGCUGCCCUUGGGGGGAGACGGGCAGUAGCUGACAGGGCUCUGGACACAGUUAGCAGGGCCCGCGGGGUGCAUCCUGCCCGGUGCAGCCCCCCAGAGACUGGCACAGCACUGGGCCGUGCUCGCUCCCCUGCCCACCCGGUGCCCAUCACCAAGCUCCCAAAACUAAAACUGCAGCGUCCUUAUUUUCCAUUAUCUCUGUUACUGCCUGUAAUGGGGCUGAGAAGCUGUAAUGAAACACCCCUUCUCCUCCACUGGGCAUGGGGUGCUCUACACACUCUGGAGGUUGUGGCAAUUAACGUUUCUCAUUAGGGAAGAGAGAAGGACGCACAAGCGCCCUCAUUGUAUCCUGGGGAUGAUUCAAUGCAGACUGGGAGACCUCUCCUUUCACCAUUUCCCACUCGUUGUGGCCAGACAAAGGCUGGCAUCUAAUUAUAUUUUCACAAUCUGUGCGUAUCUUUUAAGAGUCCUGUCAGAAACAAGUAUGUCAGCUUUGUUCAGCUUCACUUCAGAGAGCUUUUUAACCUUAGACGGCAGUUUCUAAACAUCCCUUAACAGCCUUCUCCACAGCAGCCCCCAUCUAUUGUCUGGAGAGCUUUUUUACAGAUAGUAAUAGGAAUCCCUCUAUUUUGAAACGCCUUUUCCUCUCUCUCUGGCCUCCCUGCAGACCCAACCUGCCUCUCUGAACCAGAGCACACGCUGUGCCCAGGCCCCCAGCCUUCCCUUCCUGAGCUGUGCUGGUCCGGGGGGGUGCAGGGAGGCCCAGUGCAUGAGCCCUGGUGAAUUCAGGGGUCUUGUAGCCCUGCUACAACCCUCCCGUGGGGCUCUGGACCUGUCAGUGGCACUGUAUGUGUGUCUGUGACGGUGCUCAGCCUCUCCAGCACACAGCUCUCUGCUUCCUUGGCAAAGAAAGUGCUGUGCUGUCAGGAAAAGAAAGCGCUCUCACUGUUGAGACCGAGGAAAUGUUUUGCUAACUUCUAGUAAGGAGACCUGAGUAAAAUUCUGCGGGGAGGGGAGAACAAAAUCCAUACUGCUUCACUUUUUAGGUCUUAUUCCAGUGGCCCUUUCACCGGUGAGCUUUGAAUCACCAAGGAUGCUGGGCUUGCAAGAUGGCACGUCUCCUCUGGUGGCUACGAGGGAAGGAUGUCUCGGUGUGUUUGGGAAGUGCCUGCGUACCCUGGGCUGUGUCAGCAGCGGACACAACCCUAACAAAUGACUGCACAGGCUCUGCACACUCUUCCUCCUCAGGGGUAGGAACAAUCCCACUUGUCAUUGCUUGGCUGCAGCCCAGCUGCGACUCUGGUGCUGGAAACUCUCCUGCAUGUGAGUACAUUUAACUGUUGCCCAAAAUCUCUUACCUAUGCUCAUGAUGAACAGGCAGAUCUCCAAGAUUUCAGCGGCGUUCUUCCACAUUUUGACACUACUACCUCCAGUUCUGUAUCCUGUAAAGCCACUGGAAAGACCCCUCCUGACUUUGAUCAGCGCUGUAACCAGCACCGACGCUUGGUUACUUGUAGUCGAAGGCUAACUGUAGAUAAAAACACAGUGACAGGACGGCAGAAACAGCAUCUGAAAACCUCUGUUCACUUUUAUUAAGCACCUGAUCGAACACCUGUGAGCAAAAAAUGAAAGAUCAUGUCACGCUGUGGUGAUUGUUCUUUUAUUGACAUAUUAAGCAGGUCUUUUGUUAUACAUUGUACAUGAGAACCCUGUAAUGGAUACACCGUGUGCAGACAUGUCCUUCAAGGAAAGCUCUGAGUUUACUGCUAAAAAUAAGUAUUUUCACCAGCUAAACAUAAGUGGGCAUAGACAGGUAAAUAUUUUUCAAACAAAAAAA
Tyto alba (common barn owl) is the source of this 3674-nucleotide messenger RNA. It is a transcript of the gene RAX, whose product is annotated as retina and anterior neural fold homeobox. Gene Ontology annotation, molecular function: DNA-binding transcription factor activity, RNA polymerase II-specific; RNA polymerase II cis-regulatory region sequence-specific DNA binding. Gene Ontology annotation, biological process: positive regulation of transcription by RNA polymerase II. The coding region runs from base 139 to 1086 and encodes 315 amino acids. The transcript has 3 exons. The record is from RefSeq and is a predicted model, not a curated record. Lineage: Eukaryota; Metazoa; Chordata; Aves; Strigiformes; Tytonidae.